Papaver somniferum (opium poppy) is the source of this 1694-nucleotide messenger RNA. Its product is annotated as glutathione S-transferase TCHQD-like. Bases 422 to 1225 code for a protein of 267 amino acids. NCBI's taxonomy places the organism in Eukaryota, Viridiplantae, Streptophyta, Magnoliopsida, Ranunculales, Papaveraceae. The transcript is spliced from 4 exons. Gene Ontology annotation, molecular function: glutathione transferase activity. The record is from RefSeq and is a predicted model, not a curated record.
GCUGGCUUAUAAAUGUAAAUUAAUUACAGUCCCAUCCUCCCACACUAGUUUGUUCUAUCCAAGUGGGACAACCAUGAAUGAUUCUCGUUCUCCCUGUAAAAGAAGAAGAAGAAGAAGACUGUAAAUUAUAUAUUCGCGAAUCCAAAUGGUCCAACUCUGCUCUACACUCAUCUACUCUAAUAAAAGGGGGAUAUUUUUUGUAUUCUAUGACUGAGACUGACAAUUAAAUUCUCUUUUCCGUUUCUUUUAUUCCUUUCGAUCUUUUUAGGCCUCCUUUCUGAGUUGUAAAAGUGUUGUCUUUGGUUGUUCGAUCUCUUUUGUCUCCAGGUGGUGUCCAAUUUCGUCUUACAUAUUCAGGUGGCGUCCAGUUUCGUCAUUCGUAUUCAGCUCUCGAGUCUUGGGAACAGUUAUUUAGAAAAUCAUGCAGCUAUAUCAUCAUCCGUACUCUAUGGACAGCCAGAAAGUCAGGCUCGCCUUGGAAGAAAAGGGUAUUGAUUACACAUCAAACCACGCCAAUCCUCUCACAGGAAAGAACAUGGAUUCCUCAUUCUUCCGUAUGAACCCAACUGCCAAACUCCCUGUUUUCCAGAAUGGUGCUCACAUUUUGUUUGAUACCAUUGAAAUAAUCAAGUAUAUAGAGAGAGUGGUGGAAGUCUCUUCAGGGGUUGAGACUAAUACCAGUAAUGACAGAGAAAUCAAUGAGUGGAUGCAAAAGAUUCAAAGAUGGAACCCCAAGAUAUUCACACUCUCCCACGUCCCUGAUAAGUAUCGUCUCUUUGUAUCCAAAUUCCUUCGCCGCGUGGUUAUUGCUAGAAUGGCGGAAUCUCCAGAUUUAGCAAGCGUCUACCACUUGAAGCUAAGAGAUGCAUAUGAGACCGAAGACAAGUUAAAAAACGUAGAUGUUUUGAAGGAUAACGAGGAAGAAUUAGUUCAACUUCUUGAUGAAGCGGAGGUUCAGCUGAGUGAGACAACCUACCUGGCUGGAGAAGAAUUCAGCAUGGCAGAUGUAAUGCUCAUUCCCGUUCUUGCACGACUAUCACUCUUGGAUGUAGAAGAUGAGUACAUCGAAAGCAGGCCAAAUAUAUCCAAGUACUGGAAGUUGGUUAAACAAAGACCUAGUUAUAAAGCUGUGAUUGGGAAUUAUUUCUCUGGCUGGAGAAAGUAUAGAACACUUCUAAAGACGUGGUGUUUUGUUUGCGUGAGAAGUGUUCUGAGGAAAUAUUGAACAAAUAGUUGAGGAGAAUAAUGAUCAUCUCCCCAUGCGACCAUGCCUGAGAGAGCCAAUUCUAAAGACGUCUACUAUUCUGUGAUGUACAUUGUAGCCGGUGAGUCUUAGUUUCUAUUAGUCCACUGGGUCAGCCGAUCAGGUAUUUGAAGAAUGUUCAGGUAUUUGAAGAAUGUUCGGUUAGUCCAUAUAUUUUUCCUUUUCCAACAGUUUUUUCUCUGAUGGUUCGAACAAACUGGAUCUAGAGAAUAAAAAUCAUGAAAUAGCAAACAAAAUGCGUGGUCAUUAUUUCGUUCUACCACCGGUAGUGUUUUCCUCGUAAUUCCCACUUGUAGUUCUUGGUGCCUGCUUAGUUUGAACAAGUACUUUUCUGUAUUUGCGGUCCUGUAUUUAUCACCUGUAAAAUUAACAAAUUCCUUCCUCUGCAUAUAAAACAGUGCCUCCCAUCAUUGUUUUUCUUCUUAAAGAU